GCUGAGUGCAGCCAGUUCCCGAUGGGGGAAAGAACACGAGAAUGAUAGGGACCCUACACAAAAGAGCUUUAUCUGGACACGUCUAGUAACAUCAUACCAUUUGCGUAUCACUGGACGGUAGGACUAGACAGCAAGCGUUGGGGAGUGAAAAUUAAACUUCGUCCAACCCCAAGUAGAAAACAAUCAAUCCAUCCCUGUCGACGGAGUUACAACUUCCAUCUGGUAAAGUCCGCUAUCUCCGUUAGGGCUUCCCGUAUAAAUCUAGCCUGUGUAUCCUUUGGGGGAUUACGCUCAUACCAUUAACUACAGCAUAUCUUUCCAUCCAUCAUGGGCUCGAAGAAGCUCACCUGGCUCAUCACCGGCUGCUCAUCUGGCUUUGGCCUGUCCCUCACUCGCGCCGCUCAGGCUGGUGGCCACAGGGUCAUUGCCACCUCGCGCAACCCUUCUCGCACCCCCGAUCUAGUCGCAGAAGUCGAGGGGAAGGGAGGCAAAUGGGUCCAACUCGAUGUUGAUAGCGCCGAGAACAGCGAUGUGAUUACCAAGCUUGAGGAGGGCGGAGAACAGAUUGACGUCCUUGUGAACAACGCGGGGGGUUCUAUUUACGCACCGAUUGAAACCAGCACCGAUGAGGAGAUUCGCGCCCAGAUGGAGACCAUGUACUUUGGGCCCCUGCGCCUGAUCCGUGCAGUUCUGCCUCACAUGCGGCAACGUCGAUCCGGUGUCAUUGUCAACAUGAGCAGUGGCGCUUCCCUCGAUGGGAUCCCGACGAUGGGAGUCUAUGGGGGUGCUAAGGCUGGUCUGGACGCUCUCACCAAGAUCCUGGCCAAGGAGGUUGCUCCCUUCAAGAUUCGUACCCUGACUGUUGUUCUGGGGACUUUCAACACCAAUAUGCCCCAGUCUGUAGUGCUGGGCAAGACCCCUCUCCCCGACGACUACAAAGGCACCGUUACUGAGCAGAUCCAAGAGCUGCUGCUGAGCGGAAAAAUUAAGCCCAAUGGCGACAAAGACAAGGCCAUGCAGGCGUUAUAUCAGGUUGUAGUUGGCGAAGGUGAAGGCGAGGGACACGAGACGGAGAAACUGCUGCCGUUGGGGAGUGAUAUGACUCUUCGCCUCAAGGGAGCCAAGGAGUAUCUCGACCACGCCCUGGAGGUGUUUGACUCUGUGACCAACAGUGUUGAUGUGGUGGUGGACAAAUAG
Molecule: messenger RNA, 1197 nt
Organism: Aspergillus pseudonomiae
Lineage: Eukaryota; Fungi; Ascomycota; Eurotiomycetes; Eurotiales; Aspergillaceae
Exons: 2
Coding region: 328-1197 (289 amino acids)
Molecular function (GO): oxidoreductase activity
Source: RefSeq, a predicted model, not a curated record